Porites lobata is the source of this 9415-nucleotide messenger RNA. The record is from the annotation of a GenBank genome assembly. Lineage: Eukaryota; Metazoa; Cnidaria; Anthozoa; Scleractinia; Poritidae.
GAAUAUGGCAGACAAGCGUUCAAAUCAAAGAUGUCAAAGAUAUGCUAUUUAUAUCAGUUCUAUAAAGCGAAACAACCAUAAACUAUUGUCGACAGACGGAAAGAGCUAUUUUGUUUCAACCGCCAAAAGUUACUGGUGUCGGCAGCACGCGUGUUUGCUUCAGUUGGAUUUUAAGGAAGUAACCAAAGCAAUCCCGGCGAUAAGGGUACUCUGUUUAUUUCAAAGGUAACUUAAAAUACUUUAAAUAUGAAUUUUACAGAACUUAUUCCAAACAUACCUUAAAUGACUAGAUACAAAGCAGGGCCGUAUUUAAAACACAAAAGAAGCAUACAUCCUCCGUUUAAAACCAGCGUCAUCAAGCACUGAAGAUUAGGUAUAAGUUAGUUUUUUAAUGGCAGGGGUGACGAAUGGUCUUUGCGAGCAUUCGCGAGCAUGCGAGCACUGCGAUUUUUUUGCGAACACGAGCAGAGAUAAAAAAAAUUGCUUUGCGAGCAGUGAGCAGUUUAGAGAGUACCGACUCGCGGGCAGCGAGCACUUCUUAUAUUUUCCGCUUGCAGCAAUCCAUAUGGAAAUCCUUUUCUUUAAAAUGAAAUAGGAAAUGGUUUAAAAAGGGACAUGACUGAUGUGGAUGAAGAAGAAUCUGAAGAGGAAAAAGAUCCUCGUGUCAGAAAAACCUCUUCUGGAAGAAUCGUAAAGUUUCCAAACCGAUUUUAUUGAAAACACGGCCCAGUUAAAGCCCAGUGAGUAGAGCGGUAUAGAAACUCAGAAGAACUCAAGAUAACAAUAUCUUCUCUUUUUAAUCAUAUAUAGCUAGAUAAGCUAAUUUAUUAUUUAUCGUUGUCAUUUAUCGCGUGCAUUUCCACUGAACUUGAUAGCCAUAUAUUUAUAGGAAUUAAGCACCAUACAGAAUUACAUUUACUUUAUUUCAAAGAAGGAUUUACAAAAUUUCGAGCAAUAAUGACAAGAAGGCGAGCAUGCGAGCAACUGCAAAAAUUUGGGGAGCACGAGCAAGCGAACACUCGUUUAAUUUUGCGAGCAAAUCGAGCAAAGGUAAAAUUUUGCGAGCAGUUAAAAAUUUUAAUGGACAAUAUUUCAUCACCCCUAAUGGCCGUAAUCCACACAAACUCGUGCAGUACUCGGAAAAGCCGUCACCGAACCAGUCAGGUGAGAGAUUAGUAGCCCUUUGCAUGAAAUGAUACAUGACAGUUUCACAGCAAGAAAUGCUAGGGCUUUUAUCUCGUUUUUCCCUCAAAAGCGUAUGUUCCUGUGCAGCGCAACGUCUGAUCAUGUAUCAAACAAAUGCUCCUAAGAAGACCAGCACAAGUAAGAAAAGGGUUGAUUUGUGACACCUUUGUCGUAGUUUGCAAUGACCUGUAAAAGCAAGGGCAAAUAUUGUAAUGGAAAAAUUAAAGCUGCAUAAACACCUGUAAAUGAAAAGAGAAGAGUUUACCAGCAAAGUUUGUAUAUUCUGUUACGAUGCUCUCUAUUGAAAGGAAGGGAAUUUCUAAUUCAUUUAGAGAGGAAAUUGACAAUUUGUAUCCUAAUUCCUGCUGAUUUUGUAAUUUGUCGUCGGCGCAAUUUUCGACGGCUCGUUUUUGAUUAUUAAGUUCAAACAAUGGUCCUACCCCUGUCCCCAGCCGUGGGCUGGGUGCGUCGAGACAUCCGCGGUUGGAGACCAAGCUUAGCUCAGUCAUAGUCCAAGUAAGUAUACUUUGAAUGAAGGUUUUGAAGCAAAGUCAUUUAGAGAAAAAUUCAAACAAAUGUUUACUAAGAUGAGUUUUACAGAAUUGGUUUUAGUGCAGAUUAGACGAAGAGAAGGGUGGAUUCAAAGAGGGUGAUAUGAAGCACCUAUAUAGAGGAUAACCUGAUUAAAAAAAUACUAAAUAUGAUUUCUGAUCUUGAAGAUAAAGUAAGCAGGUUAAUCCAAAAACACUCAAAAAAGAGAGGAAAAACUCAAUGAUAAGAAAAAUUCUAGCAAAGAAAUAGAUGAAUUCAAAACGUGAUAUAUGUCAUGAAAUAAAAGGUUUCCUCACCAAAAAACGCGUGAAGUUUUAGAAAAUUAAAAAUUCAGAACUGUCAAGGGAAAUUAAAAUGCGAACAUUAUGAAAUACUUUACCAAAUUAAUAUUUUAAGGAUUGCACCUCUGAAUUUUAUCCAUUUCCUUCUAAACGGAAGGAACUUUCAUUGUAUAUAUCUCAACCUUUUUAAAGUAAUUUGCUCCAGGGCUUAAUUACCUUUUUAACCCAUUCGCCGCGAACCGCCUGUAACCGCCCGUGCGGAUCCACGUCCUUUCUACCCUUUGUGACGUCAUCAGUUUUAACGAUCAAGGACAACUCUGUAAACUAACUUAUGCAGAGUGAAGAGAUCUUUCAAGCCAUGCCAGAAUGAGCACAAUUCAGUCAAGGACACCGGAGAGAGAAGGAAAACACCAUGUGUCAUUGACCUGAAAAUCUCCAUGAAAAUCUUGUUCCGUUGCUCACCUACCUUUCCUUUCACCUAAUCCUAAGAUCGUAAAAGCUUUCCUAAAAACUCUUCCCGCCGAAACGAAGCCUACAAAAUGCCCAGCAAGAGAAAAAAAAAUGAGGCAAGAAAAGCGAAAAAAGAGGGGAGGAGAGAAAGCGAAAAGUAAAAGUCAAGCCUGCUGUGUCACUUUUGAACCCACGCAUGCCCGAACUUCGCAAGCUGAUAUUUUGCAUCUGGAUCAGAAGGCCGCGAAGUGUACGACCUGUAAACCGGUUUGUGGUACGUUUUAGCUCUUUAUAGCACGGCAGUGACCAGAAAACCACUCGACUAGCCUCAAAACGCGUUUUUCGGCAAAAUCUCCAAGAGCGAAUGGGUUAAAAACCAUUUUAUCGCCAGCACCAGGAGCUCAUAGCCCAGUGCCCUCUCGGCCUCCUCAGGCUGCGCUCGCUCCAUGCCUUUCUCUCCAAAAUAAAAACUGCAGUUGAUAAAAUAGCUGAAAAUAGCACUGAGUACGGAACAUCCAACCUCAGCCACAUCGCUGUCAGAGUUUUUUUAUAUCUUUUUAAAAUUGCAUAUUUGGUUUUUCUUUAUACUUCGGAUAUUGCGGAUCGGAGGAGUAUCCCCUAUAAUGGUGUAACUUCAUUAAAUGCCUGUCAAGUUGAAAGAAUUUAAUAUCAAGUUGGCUUAAUUACAAGUGUGACUUUAAUUUCAGACCUUCAUUUGAGCCACGCAACAAUAGAUAAUCAUUGCAAGAGCUUUGUUUGUCUUUUUGUUUCUUUCUAGCUAAGCUUUUUUCUAGCUUUUUAGUCGAGCUUGCUUGAGCAAAGCGAGACUCUGAAACUGCAGUCGCUUUUCUUUUGUCGCUGGGACCUAGUUUAGUAGACCUAGGCCGCGCGUUCCUAGCGAUGACCGUGGAGACUAGGGAUAAGAAUCAUGGCCACUUUCACUAUAUGCAAACGAGUCUCGUGAUUAGCAUGCGAUAUAUUUUCGGGGAUGACUGAAAUGACCCUCUUAAGUUUGGCAAUGAUGUAAUUUUCCUCGAAUGGAGGCCCUUGAUUUUCGUGUAAUUAUGCACGACAUGCGGGCACUGAUUAAAAAGGAAAUAUCCCCAAGUAAGAUGGGAAAAUAUUAUAGCGGGGAAAUCCUAUUUUGUGGUGUUUUAAGGCGUUACGUUUCUCAGAAUAUUGUCGCAAUUACUGGAAAUCUACGGUUAAAUAGUUUCACUUUGUUUUAUGUAUUUAAUUGAUAGAUUUUCGCAGUUGUUAAGAUGUGAAGUCGUGUUGCACUUUAUAAAUACUUGGGAUAUCAAGUAUCCACUUUCACGUAAUUUUUACGUGCGUACGUGCGCAAAAUUUGCGUUCACAAAUAAAAUAGAGGCCAUGUAUGAAAGGCCGCACGUACAAUUAUGUUAGCGUAAAAGUAGAAACUCUCUCAACUUGACGUUUAAUCUUAACACUUUAUAUCUUACCUAUAUUUUAUUUACGUGAUUCAAAUUUACGUGCUUUAACGUGCGAAGCCAAAAACGCUUCAGUGGAAAUCUGCCAUACGUUACAUAUGUGUCACGGAUGUGUUAUAUACGAGUAGCUUUGAACUUGACUAUCCACGCACUCUACUUGCAGCACUUCAUGUCCAUAGAAUAGAAAUCCCAUAUCGAGCUUUUCCGGAGCGGGUUGGUCCAAGAAUUCUAUCGCUUGAAAGUGUUGAUUAUUUUGGAACAACUGAUCACUUCAGUGGUCGGAAAAAAAAAAGAAUAAUCUUGAAGGUUUACUGGAAAAUCUGGAUCGAGGAUCGAUAGUGAAGGGUAUGGUUUUCAAGCAAUCAGAGCGUUUGGGUUUCCGUUUAUCAUUUUUCAGGAACUGAUCAAAGAAAGACCGUGGAACUAGGAUUCUGGGGGUUUUUAGCUGAACGCGCGAGAAAUCCAGGGAAACAAGAUCCACCCAGAAAUUCCCCUACCCGAUAGUCUGCUUUUUUUUACUUGCGCCAUUUUUUUCGCGCGGUUUUUUUUUCUUUGCGCCUUUUCGUCUUUUCUCGUUUCUCGUUCUUUGCUCCUAAACCGCACGGAAACGCUUGCUACGCAGGCUAGAGGACCGAGGAAUCAGGGAUCAAGGAUUGGUCAAAAAGAACUUGAAAAUAAAACAAAUAAAUAAAUCGUGGAUCAGUGGUGAUGUGAGCCGCAGACUGUAGAUAAAUUUCACAGAACAUAACCUCGUUCGCUGUACUGAACACUAAACUCAAGUAAACUAAUCCGAGUCUGUCUGAGUCAGUGAUUGUUUUGACGAGAAAGUGAAAUUUUCCUGGUAAAUGAAACGCUUUAUCCCAGUGAUACUGUAAUAAAAGAAAAAACUUUAACAGUUUUUAAUUUUGAAUUGUACAUUUGCUUUCACUACUCCUUACUUUUCUUGUAAUUGUUGUAUGCACGACCUCAUCAGCAAUGCUGAUCUUUUUAUCGUGCUAAAAUAAAGUUCUUAUCUAUCUAUCUAUCUAAAAUGCAUGCUGUGUACAACUCCAAACAUUGUACUAUGAGACUGUACGGAGAUAUUAAAAGUAGAUACUUCGCAGCUAUGGAAAAUGUAAUUACUUUCACGCCAUUUGGAUAUCUUAUAAAACGGACAACAAAUUCAGCAGCAAUACGUGCGAACUGAAUUAACUGUGUGUUGUAUAAGGUUCUGUUAAACUGACACAUUUUUCCUGUGCUGAACAUAUAUACUGUACCAAGCCGUAUCUUGGUCCGGUACAAAGAAGCUAUGUAUAUUUAUACCGACAGAGUCAUGGGCCCCUGAUAUCGAUAAAAAUCAUCGUUCAAUUUUUGGAGUGUAAAAUCCCUGAAAGAGUAUUCCUCAAUGGGCUUUACCUUUUACCGAGGUAAAGCCCGAGGUAAAGCCCCUCAAAGGAGCAAUAUCAAUAUGUAGGCUGAGAUGUGCGGCCUCUCUCUCCUUGCAAUUUUUACUUUUUGAGUAUUAACAUUAUGACAUAUAGCACUCGUUUUGUAUUCCAAACGAAAAAGUAGUAUAACAGCAAGGGCGCCUUUGACAGCGAAACUCAUCUCCAAGCAAGCAAGACUCAACGCCACUAAGAGCGUACUUGUUUAACUAUAAACGUUUCCCAUCUGUUUUAUCUCCUAAAACAUUCUUACAUUAUUCGGCAGGCGUCAUGCACUUGAUGGAAGUGUUUCAUAUUUUCGCUACUGUGUCACUGUUCCGUGACCUGGUGACUAGUGCCAAACCCUUGGAGAAUUCUAGCGAUUCCCCGACUGUUCAUCCAAAUCAAACUGAUGACGUUGACUCCCGUUGUCAUGGCAAGUUCUCUCCAAGAGGAUUAUGGGAUGCUACAUGUCAACUAAAUGGUUCCUUAGGGCCACCAGCCCCUUUGGUCUUUUUUGAUUCGCUGUAAGUUUUUAUUGAACAAAACUCUUGCUUUAUCCUACCUUACCGAUGCCCCUUUGAAACUACCAAAACUUUGCAUCUCCAAACCUUCAGUCGGCUGGCUUUAUUGAGCAAUCAGUAGCCUCACUCUCGUGCAUCAGUUUUGCGAUUGGUCUGAGAAAUUAGACGGAUUUUGCGUGAAUUAACGUCACUAUCGAGUACUUUCUUAAAAGCAAGAGUCCCACUAAGCUAGUGAAGCUUGUGUUCAAGUCACUCGCAAGGUUAAGUUACACGUGCUUUACAUUUUUAUUUGUUUAUUUUUUUGGUUUGACGCGUUUUGUCAGUUGGUCUUGUGUAUAAAAGGUCAGAACUUUUCAAACACUUUGGAGGAUCGAGACACACACAAAAAAAUUUGAAGGUGGCAGGGUUUCUCUUGAAUUUAAAAAGGUGUGGAAUUUUUUGUGCAAAGGGAUAACAGAUGUAGUGUCGGACAAAAUUAAGAAACAAUGGUAUUACUUUGAGGGGAUUUUUCCGGAGAAAUUAAUCCCUAUCCAGAUUGCUAUGGAUGGAUAAUGUUUCGCCCCAAUGUACGGGAAUAUUCAAGACAGUCUUGGAUUCUGGAUUCCACGCCGUGGAUCCAGAUUCUAGGCACUGAAUUCCAGUCUUUGUCAGUGUAGCUUGGAAUCUGGAUUACAAUCGAUAAUGCGGUUCUGUAUUCCCUCGAGCUGUAUUCCGGAUUCCAAAGUCCAGGAUUCCUGAUUUUACAGGCAAAAAUUUCCCGGAUUCAUUUACGUGGGGCGAAAUGUUACGGAAAGGAUUUAUUGUUUCAAGAUCCUCGAUUAUUAACCGUUCUCUUGGAGGACUGAAUUAAGUAAACAGUAUGUUUCUCGCCUUUUCUUCAGAGAUCUAUCAAGAAACAGACUUGAACACGUACCAACAGAAUUUCUUUCAAACCAAAGCCAGUUGACAAACCUGUAAGUAAAUUGUGCCUUUAGGUACAAAAUAAUUUAAUUUAUUAAAACUAGAUAUAAGGGGUUGUUACUAACUUUCAGUAUCACCUUUGCAGAUUCAAAGGAUCUUUAUAAAAUGACUGUCAAACGAAAAAUAAUGGUUUGCCUUUGUUUUUUGUUGUGCACUCAAACGAAAGUUCCCAAAAUAAAACAAGGAAGUAAUGUCGGUUCCUCCAGUUUCAAUUUUAUGACGGGCACAGCAAAAAUGAACUGACUACGAAAAUUUAUUUCCAAAGAUAUUGCUUUGUUCUCUCUGAAAAUUCUGAACUUUUAAAACGUGAUAGCUCAGUUUGAAGUCUUGGCGGUCGUGAAUUAUUCCCUAGUUUUAUCCCCAAGAUUAAUUGUAACCUCGCUGAGGCUGAACUGGAGUCUCAUGAUGAGGAAUAUCCACUAAAAAAGCUUGGUGCAGGCGUAAAAUAAGCUAGCACCCCCCGCCCCUUCCACCCCCUUACACUUUACAUAUUUGUUCAGUUUGUGUUAAGCGUUUUCCCAGGCCUUCUCGGUCAAUGCGUUUCGGUGACGUAAAACGCGCACACCGCGUCAGCCAAAACUCAUCGGCCCCGCAAAAUAACGAGGCCUCGCGGCUAGGCAACAGGAGGUGGAAUUGUAAAAACAUUCUAACCACUUUUUUUUCAGUUCUUUAGCUCACAACAAUAUCUCCAGCAUUGGAAACGGCGAUUUCGGGACACUCUCAAAGCUUAAAAUAUUGUGAGUAAAAAACAGUAACUUUAUUCCCUUUUACUGCACUGUAUAUUCACAGGCAUACUAAAUACGAAAUAUCAAUGACAGAUCCGUUAAUUUUGACACACUUUUUAAGGUUUACCUUGGCUUGGCCCUAGUGAUAUGAAUAAUAAACAACGAACUUCUCCCCGGAAACGUCCCUCAAAAAUGUUAUGCAGCGUUGUGUAUCUGAGUGCGUACAAGAAGACUCAAACUAAGGAAAUUAUUCGCCUAAAAGGGUGUUAAUGUUAGCCACGAGCCAAUUAAAAAUCAAGUUUCGCGAGAAUGCGCGGCUUUGUCAAGAUCGAAUUGGCUAUUGCUUAAAAUGCAAUACAAAUUAUAUGGCAUGUAGAGCUCUGCGCGUUCUUCAAUUCUCUGCGCAUUCUUUCAAUUCUCCAAUCUUUAUUUAGUUUUAAUCAACGAACGUGAGUCCAACGAUAUUUUCGCAAUUUUAAACUUGUUUUUCCUUUCCACAGAGACCUAAGUUUCAACCCACUGCAAAUAUGGGAAGGUGACGUCAUCAGCCAGCUUCCAAACCUCGUUACAUUGCACGUGACCGGAAGUAAUUGGAUCCCUGAGAGUAACAUCUUGACUAUUUCCUCACUGAAGACCAUAGAGGGCGUUACUUGGAGUCAGAAAUGCGCGAACUGUACACUCAUCAAUUUAAAGAAAAGAAACAUGUCUGUUCCGUUCACGCCUAACGUGAAUCGCGGCGACCCAGCUGAUAACUUUGUUGAACAUGGAUUUUAUCCGUUUUGUUCAAAGUAUCAGACGCAGUGUGCGCCAAAGUCUAUUAAAUAUCCAAGCGUCGCUGAGAUAAGAAAGAAAGUGAGUCUUCCAGAGAAUCUGUUCUAUGCUUCCUACCCAAUGGGUACCAUCGCUAUUUUAUUAAACCUGAUUAUUUUCUCAACGAUACUAUCAUCAAGAACCCUUCGUAAAUCAACGGCAAUGCUCCUUAUCGCUAACAUGGCCUUAUGCGAUCUUCUUACUGGAAUUUAUUCGGUCAUAAUUGGUGACUUAAACAUAUUUCAUUAUUUAUCAAAGCACAGACCUGGAGAAAAGCUUUUAAUCGGGGGAGGUGUUCUUUGUCCGCUUGCCACCGCGAUGUUUACCUCCUCGCAAUGUGUUGCUGCAGUAACGUCUUUACUGCUCACAGUUGAGAAAUACUGUUCAAUUGUUCACUGCAUGAACCCUGUCCAUCGACUGAGCAAGAAAGUAGCUGCUUUCUUGAUACUGCUCUUUUGGCUUUUCUCUCUGGGAUAUGCACUCGCUCCCAUGUUUGGUGUCGUAGAUCUCUUCUUUAGUGCAACAUUGAUGUGCAGCGUCCCAGUUGGUAAAUCUACGGAAAUGUUUCUGGUAAAUUUCGGAAUUCUGAUGGCGCUUUACAUUGCCAACGUCCCUCUGUACGUGGGAAUAUUCCAGUUUGUUCAUCGAUCAGACGCUCAUCUGGGUAUAAGACGGGAAACUGCCAUUCUACGAAAGAUCGCUCUGGUUGUCGGAACUAAUUUUGUACUUCUUCUGACCCCAAUGAUCUUAAUCAUUACUUUGGUGCCAGUUGAAAACAUUCACAACUUCAUUGACUUGAGCAAUGAUCGAGACAACAAGUUGCUAUUUGUAUUUGGAUUCUGGUUCCCUAGCGCUUGCUUUGGAUUGAAUGCCUGUAUCAAUCCCUUACUCUGCGCUUUUAGACAGGGACAGUUUGUCAAGCAGAUCAGGAGAGCACUGGACUUCCGUUUACUGCCUCAUCUAAAUGUCGCCUUUUUUUCACGACGACACAAUGGAGGUAUCCCCUCGGUCUCUCAAUUAAGCAGCAGUUCAUCUCAAGUCGUUCUUUACAGGAUAACUCAUUAUCAGAACUAA